This is a messenger RNA of Paramecium tetraurelia, 1933 nucleotides long. RefSeq lists its product as uncharacterized. Lineage: Eukaryota; Ciliophora; Oligohymenophorea; Peniculida; Parameciidae. Gene Ontology annotation, molecular function: dihydrolipoyllysine-residue acetyltransferase activity. Gene Ontology annotation, cellular component: pyruvate dehydrogenase complex. The record is from RefSeq and is a predicted model, not a curated record. Gene Ontology annotation, biological process: pyruvate decarboxylation to acetyl-CoA. The transcript has 6 exons.
AUGUUAAAGCAUGCCUUAAGGGUGAUGUAAGUCUUCAGACCUAAGUUAUUGCAUUGUGUUCCUUUAUAAACAUUGUCAAUAAGAGGACCAUUAUUUACAAGCAUUCCUGUUAGCUAUUUCAGCACAACAUUGCCAAAACAUAAGAAAUUAGAAAUGCCUGCUCUAUCACCAACAAUGGAGACAGGAAACAUUUAGAAGUACUUGAAGAAAGUAGGUGACCCCAUUACAGCAGGUGAUGUACUUUGCGAGGUUGAGACUGAUAAAGCAACUGUGGGAUUCGAAAUGCAAGAUGAGGGAUUCUUAGCCCAAAUCCUUGUUCCUGAAGGUUCAAAGGGAGUCAAAGUUGGAUAAUUAGUUGCAGUAAUUGUUCCAAAGCAAUCAGAUGUGGCAUCAUUUGCUAAUUACAAAGAUUCUUCAUCUUAGUAAUGUUCUGCGGCAUCAAAACCAGCAGCUCAACCCUAAUAAUCUUCAACUCCUUAAAGAGCACAACCAGCAGCAACAGGAGGAGCAUUCCCCAAACACUCAAAAUUAGGUCUUCCUGCUUUAUCACCCACAAUGGAGAAAGGAAAUUUAAUGAAAUGGUUGGUUAAAGAGGGAGACAGGAUUAGUCCUGGAGAUGUGAUUUGUGAGAUUGAAACAGACAAAGCCACUGUUGGAUUUGAAGUCCAAGAAGAUGGUUACAUCGCAAAAUUAAUGGUACCUGCAGGAUCUAAAGAUAUUAAAUUAGGAACUAUAUUGGCUAUUUCAACUCCAAAGAAGGAUAACGUGCCUAGUUUUACUAAUUACACUCUUGAGGGUGCUGCAGCAGCUGCUUAAACUACAUAAGCAUAGCCACCAUAAUAAUAAUAGUAAUAAUAAUAGACAAUAACUAAUGAAACACCAGUAUAAACAGUGUCUUAAUCUGGACAAAGGAUAUUCGCUUCACCACUAGCAAAGGAAUUCGCUAAGAUUAAUAAUGUCCCAUUGGAAUAUGUAAAAGGAACUGGUAUAGAUGGUAGCAUUGUCAAAAAGGAUGUCGAGAGAUUUCUUUCAUCUGGAUCAAAGCCUGAGGUUUAAUAAUAAUAAUAAGUUAUUACCCCUCCUUAAUAAUAAUAAACUUAGGCCCCAUCUUAAGAAUAACCAGCUUAAUAAACACCCCCUCCUGCUCAAGCUAAAUAAUAAACUAAACCAGCAGCUGCUUCAAAACCUGUUGCAAUCGAAGGCAAUCCUUAUGUAGACACAGAACUCACUAAUAUGAGAUUAACAAUUGCUGCCAGAUUAUUAGAAUCAAAAACCACUAUCCCUCACUAUUAUUUAACUAUGACAGUUACCAUGGAUAAAGUAUUGAAAGUACGAGAAGAAUUAAAUAAAUUAUAGAAGGUUAAAAUUUCUGUGAAUGAUUUCAUUAUCAAGGCAAGCGCAUUGGCAUUAAAGGAUGUUCCAUAAGCCAAUUCUUAAUGGCAUGGAACUUAUAUUAGAAAGUUUGCUAAUGCUGAUAUAUCAAUUGCAGUUGCCACUGAUGCAGGUCUAAUAACUCCUAUCGUUUUUAAUGCAGGCAGUAAGGGUCUUGGAACCAUUGCCUCCACCGUGAAAGAAUUAGCUGACAAGGCUAAAGCAAAUAAACUUAAACCUUAAGAAUUUAUCGGUGGCACAUUCACCAUUUCCAAUCUAGGAAUGUUCGGUAUUGAUUAAUUUAUUGCUGUCAUUAAUCCACCACAAUCAGCCAUCUUAGCAGUAGGAAAAACAAGCAAAAGAUUUGUUCCUGAUGAGCAUGGAUAACCUAAGGUUGAAAGCUAAAUGGAUGUUACAUUGUCAUGUGAUCAUAGAGUUGUUGAUGGAGCUGUCGGCGCAUAAUGGUUAUAAAGAUUUAAGUAUUAUAUUGAAGAUCCUAAUACAUUAUUGCUUUGAGCUUUAUUAAAGUUUAUAAAUAAAACAUGUAUUUAUAUAAAAAUUA